Anneissia japonica is the source of this 4634-nucleotide messenger RNA. Its product is annotated as mucin-5AC-like. Gene Ontology annotation, molecular function: protein binding. Gene Ontology annotation, cellular component: extracellular matrix. NCBI's taxonomy places the organism in Eukaryota, Metazoa, Echinodermata, Crinoidea, Comatulida, Comatulidae. The record is from RefSeq and is a predicted model, not a curated record. The annotation marks the transcript as partial. The transcript has 25 exons.
AUUACGAAAUUGAUUGCAAGAAAUAAGUAAAGGCAACUACACACGGUAGACGUCAUUAUACAAUGGCGCUUUUGCGCGUUCUGCUAACUAUUCUAACGGUUCAUUCUUCUACGAAAAUGGCAUUUGGAGACAUUACAGUACGAAGUAACGAAGACCUCGGGGUUGAUGCGGUGUAUGAACGAUCAGCACCAAAUGAAAAUCUGUGCAUAGGAUUAAAUCAGCCAAUAAAUGGUUUGUUCUCAUGCACGUUUCAGACGAAGGAAAGUACUUGCACUGCAUCCUGUGAAGACGGAUAUGCAUUUCCCGGGGGUGACGAGACUAUCACUACUACAUGCCAAAACAAUGAAGGAAUUUGGUCACCUUAUGCUCAAUUGCCAGACUGUGAACCUGUUUGUAAGAUUUCUUGUCAGAAUGGAGGCUCAUGCACCUCCCCAGGCUCCUGUUCCUGCCUCCCAGGCUUUAGUGGUAGCUACUGUCAAACAACUGAGCAGCAUUGCACGAAUCCACCAGCACCGCUGAAGGGUUCCAUCAGUUGUGGGUUUGAGGGUAGCAGCUUUGUAUGCCGAGUGGGAUGUGUUUCUGGCUAUACCAUAUCAGAAUUUACUGCCACCACGGUUGGAAUAAACAAGUCGAUAGAUCCCGAUACAGCAGAUACAGCUACCAUUAACCAAGAACCGGAUGGGUAUUGUACUACUUGGUCUCAGGAUCAGUACCGAACCUUUGAUGGGAAAAUCUACAGCUUCCAUGGUUCCUGUCACUACUUGCUGCUAGAUGAUGCCGCAGACAGCACUUUCCAAAUUCAUAUAAUGAAUGACGACGACUGCACUCCAGCGAUGGCAUGCAGCAGGUCGUUGGCAAUUUACAUCUCCAGUGUUGAAGUAAUUCUGCGAAAAUCUGACGAUUCUCCAGUGGUUAUUAGAAAUUCUGAGCUUCAAAUUCUGCCAACUGCAUUUGAUGGCUUGGAAAUUGAGAUGAUAUCUAAUUAUGUCAUAGUGCGCAGUAGCUAUGGAUUUGAUCUGCGUUGGGACGGGGAGGAAGCAUUUUACAUCACUGCCGGUUAUGAGUUAUUCACCAAAACAAAGGGUCUCUGUGGAACGUACACCGAUGAUCCAGAAGAUGACUUUAUGAUGCGAGAUGGCACCAUCUCACAAUCACCGACAUCUUUUGCUUCUGAAUACACAAUGAAUCCAGAGGAUUGUGUGGCAAUGAAUCAAGUUUCUUACUGUAAGUCGGUCACAUCACGUGAUAGAGCUUUAAACCUUUGUGAACCUAUCAGGUCGGGGGCUGAGUUUAGCGCAUGUCACCUGCUUGUAAAUUCCAAGCCUUAUUACGACGCUUGUAGAGAAGACGUCUGCAAUUGUGAUUUAUCACGGUCUGACUGUGCUUGUAAUGCAUACGAGGCGUACGCCAGGGAGUGCGCAAGGAAGCAAGUUGUUGUGGAGUGGAGAAAACAGGAACGAUGUCCGCUGUCUUGUCCAUCUCAGAUGGUUUAUAAACAGUGUGGCACAUCGUGUCCUUUGACUUGCAAGAGUACUACUUAUGAUUGUAUUGACGACCAUUGCAUUGACGGAUGCCAUUGUCCAGAUCACCUGGUUUUUAAUAACAACGCAUGCGUAGAACCUUCCCAAUGCCCAUGCACUUACCAAAAGAGAGAAUAUUCAGCUGGAUCAACCAUUUCUAUUGACAACGGCUGCAACACAUGCGUUUGUGACGGGGGUAGCUGGGAUUGUACAGACACCAUUUGUCAAGCAACAUGCUCUGCUGUUGGUGACCCUCAUUAUGUGACAUUCGAUGGACAGCAUUAUAACUUCGUUGGAGAUUGUAGUUAUGUCCUUGUGGAGAGCUGUGAUGGUCUUAAUACUGAUUACUCAAUCCAGGUGGAAAAUACAAAAUGUGGACUCCAAGGUUACUCAUGUACCAAGUAUGUGAUAGUCAACGUGGGAGCAACACGGGUAAAAAUGAGACAGAAUCACAUUGUAUCGGUGAAUGGAGAAGACAUAGAUGAGCUACCGCACUCUGCACCCGGAGUCUUUAUUGAACAAUUAUCAUCCAUAUACCAAAGGGUCAUAUUAGACAAUGGUUUUAUAGUUUUAUGGGACGGCUUUGUGCGAGUAUAUGUUACAGCGCCAUCAAGCUUUUUCGGCGAUCUUAAAACGUGCGGCUUGUGUGGCACAUUCGAUCGUAAACAAGGAACUGACUUCAGGACGAGAGCUGGAGAUAUCGAAAAACAACCUUCAAGUUUUGCGGCCAAGUGGGUAAUAGAGGGCUCCUGUCCAGCGAUAUCAAACACUCUGGACGCUGCAAGUCCUUGUGAUAUCUUUUCGCACCGAAAACUAAUGGCCCAGCAAACCUGUACAAUCUUGAAGGCGGCCCCUUUCGAUGCUUGUCAUCACGUUGUUGGAGUGGAUCAAUACUUCGAAGACUGUAAGUACGACGUCUGCGCUAACACAGACGUUAAUAUGUUCUGUGCAAGUUUAGCAGUCUACGCUGAUGCGUGUGCCAAAAUGGGGACCCCGAUUGAUUGGCGGUCACAAAUAACCGAAUGUGCAAUUGUAUGCGAAGGAGAUCAAAUCUACCAGGAGUGUGGGUCAGCAUGUAAAACAAGCUGUGCUGCUCUUACUGCAAAAGUGUCUUGUCAAGAGGAAUGUAUCGCAGGAUGUAGUUGUCCGAAUGGACAAGUACUUGACCAAUAUGGCCGCUGUAUAGCUUUCAGCAGCUGUCCAUGUGAAUACAACGGCCGGUAUUACAACCCGGGGGAAAAUAUUAGACAAGGAUGUCAGAAUUGCAAGUGUGAUAAUGGUAUUUGGCAAUGCACGGAGAAUACUUGCUCUCCUGAUGAACCAGUAUGCGGGGAAAAUAUGGAGUUUGCCGAAUGCCGUGAACCAUGUCCUCUGACCUGUGCAAACCUAGAUGAAAUAGAUGCAGCAUGUAAUACUGUAAAGUGCGAGCCUGGCUGUCAGUGUGUUGGGGACUUCGUCUUUGACGGUGAUCAAUGCGUUAGAAAAGAGGAUUGUCCUUGUUACCAUGGAGACAGGAGCUACCGGAAUUGGGAAACAAUCAUGAUGGAUUGCAACCAAUGUGUCUGCAAUGGUCGAAAAUGGGAAUGUGAAACAAAAGCCUGUCCAGGCAUAUGUACUGUCUAUGGCGAAUCACAUUACACAUCAUUUGACUCUAGACAAUUUGAGUUCCAAGGAGAGUGUACGUACACCAUGGUUCAGAGUACGUCUGAUUCGCAUAUCGAAUUCUCCAUUAAGUCUCAAAACAUCUUAUGUGGAUCCACUGGCGUAACCUGUACAAAAUCCAUAAUUUUCAACGUUGGAUCUGGUGUCGAUAAAGAAACUGUUGAGUUGGUUCGCGGAAAAACUCUUGAACUCCCGAUGAAUUCACAUUUCCAUAUGCAUGAUAUUGGAAACUACAUCUUCAUCACAAUUCCCGAAGGAGUUACGUUGCAGUGGGACAGGGGUACAUUAAUGUACAUAAGACUUAGUCCAGAGCAUAGUAAAAAUGUAACUGGUCUUUGUGGCAACUUCGACAGUGAUCAUGUGAAUGAUUUUGUUCCAUCUUCUGGCGGACCACCAGUUGCCACAGCCACUGAAUUUGGAGACAGUUGGAAGGCGCGACAGUCUUGUCCACCGACACAAGAGAUCAACAACACUUGUUCAUUAGUACCACAUAGAGAGGCAUGGGCUGUGAAGAAGUGUGCAAUUAUCAAGUCAGACAUAUUCCAGGCUUGUCAUUUUGAGGUUCCUUAUGAAAACUAUUACCAGAGAUGUGUGUACGAUGCAUGUGGAUGUGAUUUCGGUGGAGACUGUGAGUGCUUGUGUACUGCAAUUAAAGCGUAUGCACACGCUUGUGUACUACAUGGUAUUGAGGUCGACUGGCGAUCCAAUGAACAUUGCCCAAUGCAAUGCGAUGGGUGUGGCCAAUGGGUGCCCUGCACGACUCCUUGUCCAAAAACCUGUGACAAUUAUUGCUGUGACAAAGAAUGUGAAAUUGAUGGAUGCGUUGAAGGAUGCGAAUGCGAUGAUGGUCAUGUGCUUGACCCGACAAGCAGUCGAUGUGUACCAAUAGAUGAGUGCCCAUCAGAAUGCACUUGCACUACCACAACAGUGACAACAACAAAGCCACAGACCACGAUACCAACACUAUCAGGAAAUAAGACGGAUAUAUCAACAACACCAACAUCCGGGAUCCCAACACCUACUACAGAAUCUCCCUGCGAUGGCUGCUGGAGUGAGUGGAUAGACACGUGGAAGCCCAGUCCUAUAAAUGGUGGUGAUUUUGAGAUUUUGGAAAAAAUCACGAUAGAUUAUCCAGUCUGCAGAAUGCCCUAUGAAAUUGAAUGUAGAGAAAAAAACUUCAAAAAUCCAUACCAAAGUACUGGUCAACGCGUAACCUGCAAGACUAAUGAAGGAUUGAUAUGUCUGAAUAGUGAUAAUUUUGGAGUUUGCUACAACUAUGAAAUUAGAUUGUGUUGUCCUUGUAAUUUGACCACAAUUCCACCAACGACGUCAACAGUGCAGCCAACAACUACACUAACGGUUACCACAACUGAAGAACCAACUACUACGCUCAUGUCAACAGUGCAGCCAACAACUACACCAACAAUUACCACAACUGAAGGACCAACUACU